Paramormyrops kingsleyae is the source of this 1810-nucleotide messenger RNA. RefSeq names its product dipeptidyl-peptidase 7 (gene dpp7). Gene Ontology annotation, cellular component: vesicle. Gene Ontology annotation, biological process: proteolysis. Lineage: Eukaryota; Metazoa; Chordata; Actinopteri; Osteoglossiformes; Mormyridae. Gene Ontology annotation, molecular function: serine-type exopeptidase activity; dipeptidyl-peptidase activity. The record is from RefSeq and is a predicted model, not a curated record.
CACGAGCGUCGCAUGGUAAAACGUCACGCCAAAUUGUAUACAGACGAUCAUUGUCACAUGCCGACUUCUCACAUGACCUACUGGGGAAGUUCUGCACUGAUGUUUGACAUGUCUGCCCGGCUGCUUUUGAUCUUUUGCGUAUUAAUUUUUAGUUUAGAUAUAAGCCAUGGACUUCCACGCAGUGGGUUUCAGAUCAGUUCCUUUGAAAAAGAUAAUUUUGGAAUGAAACUAAGCGAACCCGAAAAAGGCAGAGAUGUAUCAGCAGAAAGGUUAAUCAAAAAGGCUCGUUGGAAGAGCAAUAGCGACCCUCCGACACCCCAAUUCAAAGAGAAAUAUUUCUCUCAAAUGAUAGAUCACUUCAACUUUAACAGUAUGGGCAACGGCACCUACGACCAGAGAUAUUUAAUUACAGAUCAGUUCUGGAAGAAAGGCGUCGGACCUAUUUUUUUCUACACUGGAAACGAGGGAGACAUUUGGGAUUUUGCUAUGAAUUCUGGAUUUAUAACUGAACUGGCAGCACAGCAGGAUGCAUUGGUGAUAUUUGCUGAGCAUAGAUAUUAUGGCAAGUCGCUCCCCUUUGGCAACAAUUCUUUCAAAAUCCCGGAGAUCGGGCUGCUGACUGUGGAACAGGCGCUGGCAGACUAUGCUAUUAUGAUCACAGAGCUCAAAAGGGAACUUGGCGCCACAAUAUGCCCCGUCAUUGUUUUCGGUGGAAGUUAUGGAGGUAUGCUGAGUGUCUACAUGAGACUGAGGUACCCAAAUAUAGUAACGGGAGCUCUGGCUGCCAGUGCCCCCAUCUUAUCUACAGCUGGAAUGGGGGAUCCAAGGCAGUUCUUCCAGGAUGUGACUGCAGACUUUGAAAGCUACAAUCCCUCCUGCAGUGUUGCAGUUAGGGGAGCCUUUUCCCAGCUCGAGGGCCUCGCUCACCAUGAAGAUUAUAGACGUAUCCAGUCAUCUUUUAAUCUCUGCAAUACCCCAGAAUCCAGGCAAGACAUUCAUCAGCUUAAGGGGCUCCUGCGUAACGCCUUUACGGUCAUGGCUAUGCUUGACUACCCCUACAGCACCCAUUUCAUGGGCCGAAUGCCAGCUAACCCAGUGAAGGUGGCCUGUGAUACUAUGCUAAAUGGACCGAAUUUACUGUCUGCCCUAAGAGAAACUGUGGGUAUAGUGUACAACUCCACAGGUGAGCUCCAGUGUUAUGACAUCUACAGAGCUUACGUAGAGUGUGCUGAUCCCACCGGUUGUGGCCUUGGACCUAACAGUCUCGCCUGGGACUACCAGGCCUGCACGGAGAUCGAGUUGUGCUUUGAGAGCAACAACGUCACGGACAUGUUCCCGCCGCUGCUCUUCACAGAGCAAGACCGGGAGAGUUACUGCACAAAGAAGUGGAGCGUGGUGCCGCGGCCAGGCUGGCUGAGAGCCCAGUUCUGGGGGGACGAUCUUUCCACAGCCAGCAAUAUCAUUUUCUCCAAUGGCAACCUUGAUCCAUGGGCAAAUGGAGGGGUACAAAAGUCGCUGAGCCCGUCACUCAUUGCAGUCAACAUCCCUGAAGGGGCACACCAUUUAGAUUUAAGAGGGUCGAAUCCAGCUGAUCCCUUAUCAGUGACUGAGGCCCGCAGGAAGGAGUCUGAAAUAAUUGCCCAUUGGGUGAAAAUGGAGGAAAAUUAAACACUCUGAAAAUGUACCUCGAAAUGACAACACACAGGUGUAUACAUUGAAAUUUAUGAACUACAAUUUUAUUAACCUUUCGUAAAAAUUUAAUGCCAACAUUUGUACAAAUGCAAUAAAAUCAAUAGUCUUUUUCAAAAAA